Messenger RNA from Heterobilharzia americana, 1678 nucleotides. The record is from the annotation of a GenBank genome assembly. Lineage: Eukaryota; Metazoa; Platyhelminthes; Trematoda; Strigeidida; Schistosomatidae.
AUUCAAUAAGACUUCAAGGUUGGCGCUUGAUAUGGGGUAACUUGAGGUUAGCUUUGUUUUCAGGCUUCACUAACUGUCGCUGUUGAAAAGCAAGUAAUGUUUCCCAGCAACUUAUGUUAACGAUGUUGGAAGAAAACUUCAUUUCCUCCGCACCUGAAAGGACCCUCGACCUAUCUACAAAUGAAUUGGAUUCUGUUGCAUACCCUAGGCUUUCAGGUUGUAUGGUGAAGAAUGAUGUUUCCGGUAAACUACUUAGUCCAACCAAACAGGUUAGGUUUCGUUCAAAUAUUACCGUGAGUUCUGUUGAUCCACCAGCUAAGGAACUUUCAACUCAUGAUUUUACUGAAGAUGACCUCGAUGAUUUGACUCUUAUAACGUCUAUGUCUUUCGCUAAUCCGAAUUCACCAGCACGCUUUCACUCUACCCAAGCAUCAUAUGAUACAUCAGUGUGGUUCGACCAUAAGUGGAGCAAGAUGUCUAGUCUUUCUGUGAAUACUGAAUACAGUCCACAAAACAAUUGCCCAAAUUUUCCAUCGCUUAGAACCAGCGACCACAUUCCACAGCAACCGUUAUCAUUGUCUUACAGUUCUGUAUAUAACUCUAGGAACUAUGGUGUAGACUUCAGAAGUUCUAAUGAUCAAGAGCCAAGGGAAGUACCUAGCUAUACAUUCAGUUAUUCUGAUAACCUCUCUUUGUCAAGUUUAACGGAAUUGGAUUCUUUAGAUGCAGACAUCAAAUACUCCUCUCAUGAUGGAUGUAGUAUUUCUGAUUUAGAUCUUUCUCAGCCAAAAUACAAUACAGCGAAAACCUUGAAGCGGGAGAUCAAGGAUUUGUCUUUGAAAAUCAGCAGUAAUUCAGAAAUGCCUGCUGAUGAAAUUCGUCUGGAAGCCGAGUGUAUUGUAAAUGAAGCUUGUCGGACGCGUCCAUUCGGAAAUGAUUCAAUUAAUCCCCUGAUUCUUAAUCCAAGAAUCACUGUGAAUAUACCAGAGCAUGAUAUUUUGUAUACAAAUCUUAUAGAUUUGUCAGUUGAUGAAUCAGAAAUAGUUCGUCUGGAGCGUCAACGAGUUGCUACCCAACGUAAAAUGUUGGAUGCACAACGGAGACAAAGUGCUAAAGACAAAGUUAUUGAACCGGAACCAGAUUUAUUGGAAUUUUUCGAUCCAAAUCGUCAUGUAUACCAGUCAGUCAAUUUACAGACCAAAGGAUUACCGAAUUUAUUGCCCAGUUUACACUGUGCUCCUAUGGAUUCUCUAAAUUCUCUCUAUGACAAGAUUACUUGUGAUUUCUCGUGUAUUCAUAAUGUCUAAAAUGAUGAAGGGGGAGGUAGUGGAUUUAACACUGAAAAUUUCUUUGUUUUUGUUUUCCUACAUUAGUUGCUUAUAUAUGUAGAGGAAGAUACCUUUCUCAUUUGUAUUCAAUGCGAAUGAAUUGAUUGUUUCAGUGUGAGACAUUUCUCUCUUAUUCAUUAGUUGUGAUUAUUCCAAAGUGUGUGUUGGUGUACAUUUCUUUGAGUCAACUGACGUCUUGUAUCUGCAUCAUUACGACUGUUUAGUGUGAAAGAUCCAUGAUAUAGAUUUUGAUGUCAGAUGCACAGUUAUAUACUGCCACAAAGAUAACGUUUUUACUGUGAUUUGAAAUUGAAGGGUGGAGAAAUCUAUCAAAUACAGUAUAGUAGGGC